Molecule: messenger RNA, 2430 nt
Organism: Tuber melanosporum (Perigord truffle)
Lineage: Eukaryota; Fungi; Ascomycota; Pezizomycetes; Pezizales; Tuberaceae
Exons: 2
Coding region: 82-1434 (450 amino acids)
Molecular function (GO): alpha-1,3-mannosyltransferase activity; GDP-Man:Man(1)GlcNAc(2)-PP-Dol alpha-1,3-mannosyltransferase activity
Source: RefSeq, a predicted model, not a curated record
GGCUCGGUGUUGCCGUUGCAUAGGCGGUCAGGGUGUCAGGGGCUCGCUCCAUCGCCUCCAGACUGAAAAGAACAACGCCAAAUGUCGAGAAAGCGGAUUCUAUUCAUCCACCCAGACCUGGGAAUCGGAGGGGCUGAGAGGCUCGUCAUCGAUGCUGCCGUAGGACUCCAACAGAGGGGUCACACGGUAACACUUUACACCUCUCACUGUGAUCAAAGACACUGCUUUGACGAAGCCCGCGAUGGAACGCUUGACGUUCGUGUCGCUGGGAAUACAAUCCUUCCACCGAACCUUUUGGGACGCUUCAACAUUCUCUGCGCCAUAUUACGACAGGUCCACCUCACGCUGACCUUGCUCCUCACGGGUGAGAUAUCGAAGCACGACUAUAUUUUCAUCGAUCAGCUCUCAGCCGCGAUCCCUUUGCUUCGCUUCUUCUCGCCGCCAACCAAGAUUCUGUUCUACUGCCAUUUCCCCGAUUACCUGCUCACCGCGAGGGCUUCAUUCAUCAAGAGUCUUUACCGUAUCCCCUUCGAUUGGUUUGAGGGCUUCACCACCGGAUUGGCCGACACGAUUGUCGUCAACUCGGCUUUCACAAGAUCCGUCUUUGCCACCGCAUUCCCGAGGAUCGGGCUUGUUCCAAGGGUGGUGUAUCCGUGCGUCACUACUGCUACCAUCGCUUCGCCCUCGAGGGCUAUCGAUAGCGAUCCGCCCCUCCCGGGUGAUGGGAGAAAGGUGAUACUCUCCAUCAACAGGUUCGAACGGAAGAAGAAUAUAGAUCUGGCAAUAGCCUCGUAUUCCCUGCUCGCCCGGGAGCAGAGGGGUCGAUCGCGCUUGGUCAUCGCCGGAGGCUACGAUGCCAGGGUCUCGGAGAAUGUCACCUACCAUAGCGACCUGGUGAUGCUUUGUGAGAAGCUAGGCCUCAGAUCCGCCACUUCGCGAAAUUUUAUAUCGAGCUUAUCGGUGCCGGAGGAUACGGAUGUGCUGUUUUUGCUUUCCAUCCCGGCGACACUCAAAAAUUAUUUGCUCAGGACGGCCUCGCUCCUCGUCUACACUCCUGCUCAAGAGCACUUUGGCAUCGUUCCGCUGGAGGCCAUGAUUGCUGGUGUUCCCGUCCUAGCGCACAACUCUGGUGGACCCUUGGAAACGAUUGAGGAAGGGAGGACGGGUUGGCUAAGGCCAGCGGAAGGUGUGCAAUGGGCUGCGGUGAUGCGAAUGGCAUUGUUCGAGAUGGAGGAGGGGGCCGUUCUGGACAUGGCUACGCGUGGAAGGGAAAGGAUUAUCGAGUUGUUUUCAAGGGAGAAAAUGGCUGAGAGGUUGGAUGGUGAAUUUGAUGAGAUUUCAGACAGGAGAUCUAUCAGGGGGUUGGUGUUGACCGUAUUGGCUGGGAUGGGAGUGGUGAUUGGAUUGGGGGUUGCGUUUGCAUUGAGAAGUUGAGAUGGGGUGGCAUUUGGUGCCGGUACAGUGUUGUAGAAUACCUCCGGGUUAGAUAGAGAGUUUGCAGUGGCUUGUGCCCGAAUCGCCGGACUGAAGUUAUGUUUUUUUGUUUUUUUUUUGCAUGUUAAAAUACUCCAGCGACUUGAGUAUGGUCCCGUACUGGUAGUUGGUGACACUCUCGCGCUGGGCGGUAAUGAUCAAGCAUCGAGUUUCCUCAUUUGCGCUACUUGCCACGCACGGACUAAGAAAAUCUGGCUAGAAAUACCUCACCUACACCUACUCGUACACCUAAAAGCGAGAAAUUACUCCUCCAUCCUUCUCACCGCCUUCCGCUCCUUACCACACCUCCCAACCAACUCCUCCCGAUCCACCACCUCUUCUUUUCACAAACCACUCCACAAUGGAAGAACUACGCCAAGUUCUGAGCGACGCCGGCAUCAAACCCAACGCCGUAGCAUUCACCCUACUCGGUCGCCAAUACACCGUUCUAUCAACCAUCCGCCUCGUCGUCUGCGUCUGCGGCUAUCUAGUUCUCCGUCGCGCCUUCCUAAUCUACGCCCGUAAAGCGCACAUGAAGACGCUCGAGGAGAGCGAAUCGCAGGUGGAGGAGGAGGUCACGGUGGAUAAGGAUAAGCCUAUCCCUCUGGAUUACGAGAGCGAGGGGGAGGGGUGGGGGAGCAAAGCUAGGAGGAGGCAGAGGGAGGCGAUAAAGAGGGCGGAGAGGGAGGCUGAGAGGAGGAAUUUGGAGGAGGAGAAUGGGGGGAUUGACAAGUAUUUGGAUUAAGAGGCUGGCUAGCUUCUUGGUGUCGUGAUUGCAUCGGGGAGUUCAAUAUAAUUUAUUUAUCCUUGUAUCGCCGACGGGGAGGGAGGAUUCGCGAACUACCUCCUGUUGUAGCGCCCGGCAUCAAAAGUCGACCUCUUUUGUUCACUUUUCUUCUUACGUACUUGUAGUGUGAUAAUACAUACGAAAAUAUAGUGCUUUGGUGUAAACUCAGA